Messenger RNA from Mus musculus (house mouse), 1843 nucleotides. Its product is annotated as predicted gene 13090. The transcript is spliced from 3 exons. Bases 1081 to 1521 code for a protein of 146 amino acids. The record is from RefSeq and is a predicted model, not a curated record. NCBI's taxonomy places the organism in Eukaryota, Metazoa, Chordata, Mammalia, Rodentia, Muridae.
UCUAGGGCAGAGCAGGAGGCGUGAGGCUGAGUUCUAGAAGAAAGCAUUUGACCUGUGGCCUAUGCCAGCUUGUGAGUCUGGUGUCCAAAAGACUGUCAGCAGCUCUGCCAAGUGAGGGACUACGGCAGGCUGGUCUCCCCAGUAAGGCAGGCAGGCUGUCUCCGCACACCAGAGCAUAAUGCUUACAGAAGCCCACAGUGCACAGAGGAAGGACCAGAAAAAAAAUUCCCUUUGUGUCAAAACCCUCAAUUUUGGGUUCCUGCCUCACUAUUUGUUUGUGGAAUUCCCCACAGAAACCCUGAGGGAAUCAGACAAAACACCCACACACCCCCACAGCCACACCACUACACCACCACCACUCAGGGAAGACACCGGAAGUGGCUAUGAUGUAAUAUAAGUUGGGGGGGGGGGGAAGAUUCGAGAAAGGAGGCAGGAGGGUGUAAGCUCCCUUAUAGAGUUUAACACUCUCAGUCAGAGGCAGGUCCAUGGUUCAGUCCUACCUAACAAAGGCAACAAGCCAUCGCCACAGGAGCUGGGACUGUAAAUUCAGAAAGCAUGAACCUAUACCACCAAGUAAAGACCAGACAGCACAUCCAUGCCCCAUCCUGCGUGCAAGCACACACGCAGGAAGAAUCCGGACAUGCCACAGGAGUAAGAGGACCCCAAAUCAUUACCAAAGUCAUCGGUGCCAUGUUAACGCCACAGGUAAAUAUGGUACCGGGGGUUCCCGCGGCACUGAGGAGGGCAGAAGAGGUAUGGUGCUGCUGGAGCCCAGUCAAGAGUGUGCAAACGAGGCAGCGAGUGUGUGUGACCAGAGUGCGUGGGCACGGAGCUGAGAUACGUCAGGAAAGGUGACCCUUAAGUCUGGCGGGUGUGAAGAGAAAAAAACAGAUACACAAGCCAGAAAUAAAGAGCCUGAGGCAAGCCGUGAAAGGAGGAGGAAGGGUGGGCCGGAGAGGAGGGAGAGGUGGGCUACUCGGAACACUGCUAUCCUGUCGGCUAACUGCACAGCAAGGAUAAAGCCACAGUACCCCUAACUCCCAGCAAUCCAGUGGGAAUCCCACUGGUUCACACACGGCCAUGCUCAGAAUAUGCUAUGUCCUAAGGAAGCGUUCUUCACAUCAACUCCUCAAGGUGAACACGGUCGUCAGGACCUUGUUCAAGGCAGUGAGAGCAUGUUUCUCCCCCAAACUUCGAAAGGCACAGCUCCAUUCAGAACACCCGGCCAUCCAAGUCACAGAGAAGCCUGGAAAGGGGAGAUCGGCCGGGGUUCCCUGCAACCCUCACGGUAACCCCAGACUGUACACAAGAGGGAGACCUUUUCCCAGUCUGGCGGUCGCCUCCACAAAUAUCGUUAACAGAAACAAGCGUGCACACUCAAGUGAAACGGGAGCCCUCCCCCCAUCUCUGUCUAACUUGAUUCGGCCAUCUUGGAGGAUUUCAUCUGAGGAUUAUGCACCACCGUGGACCGAGCAGCCAAGAGGAGCCGCUCCUCAGGAGACAAAGUCACAGAGGCUCUGAAAGCCCUGAGACCCGGUUACAUCCACCUGGACACAGCCACCAGUUUCCUGUGGAGCACACUGGACUAUGCUGUGCUAAGGGUGUUCACCUGCCUGUCCCUCCUGCCAGGCCUAGAUUGAAAGGACACAGACUCUCCUGACUUGCAAAGGCUGAACACUACGCUGGCUUUUAAUCCUCAGAAACAAGGCUGCCCUGUUGCUAUGCAGUGAGUACUUAUAUAUCGAUAAACUACCCCAAGAAGCACUUCAUAAAGAUACCCAGCCUCUGACUCAUGAGCCAAAUAAACACCUAUUCUUUAUAAAUCAUCCAGUCUCUAACAACU